Desarmillaria tabescens is the source of this 363-nucleotide messenger RNA. Its product is annotated as cytochrome c oxidase assembly protein COX16-domain-containing protein. The record is from RefSeq and is a predicted model, not a curated record. Lineage: Eukaryota; Fungi; Basidiomycota; Agaricomycetes; Agaricales; Physalacriaceae. Gene Ontology annotation, cellular component: mitochondrial inner membrane. Gene Ontology annotation, biological process: mitochondrial respiratory chain complex IV assembly. The transcript is spliced from 3 exons. The coding region runs from base 1 to 363 and encodes 120 amino acids.
AUGCCGGUCUUCGAGUCGAAGCCACUGAACCCUCCCAAAUGGCAGGCCGUUGCCAACAAGACUUUUUCCAAGAAUCCCCUCAUCUUUGGCAUUCCAUUCGUCUUAAUCAUGGUCGGGGCAUCUUUUGCAAUGACGCCCUUUACCCAAACACGAUAUGACCUACACGACCAGCAAGUCAAGGCGGUCACGAAGGAACAAGAGCUGGGACUGUCAAAGAACAGGAAAAAGUUUGAUAUACGGGAAGAGUACUACCGUCUGAGCGCAGAAGUCGACGAUGAGUGGGAACAGAGGAGAGUACCGCGACCCAAGGGCGUCCCAGAAUGGGGCGUACCGCCCACAGAGCCACCGGACAAGAAAUCAUAA